Molecule: messenger RNA, 368 nt
Organism: Stylophora pistillata
Lineage: Eukaryota; Metazoa; Cnidaria; Anthozoa; Scleractinia; Pocilloporidae
Product: small ribosomal subunit protein eS21
Biological process (GO): translation
Cellular component (GO): ribosome
Molecular function (GO): structural constituent of ribosome
Source: RefSeq, a predicted model, not a curated record
CCGGGACUGCGCACGUUUCGGCCUUUUUUCCGCCAUCUUUGUUUUCAUAAAAGAUCUAGAAGACGUGGUAUUCAGGAUUUUCGUAUAAAAUGCAGAACGAGGCAGGAGAAUACGUGGACAUGUACACUCCAAGAAAAUGCUCCGUCACCAAUCGUGUUAUCGUGGCCAAAGACCAUGCUUCAGUUCAGUUGAACAUUGGACAGAUUGAUGAGACUGGACGAUUCACAGGCAGUUUUACAACUUAUGCCUUGUGUGGAAACAUUAGGCAGAUGGGUGAGGCAGAUGAUUCCCUUACAAAGCUCUGUAUAAGAGAUUCCAUUGUUAACAAGUAAGUUCCUGCUUAAUGCCGCAGUUCAAAAUAUAUGAAC